Paramecium tetraurelia is the source of this 510-nucleotide messenger RNA. RefSeq lists its product as uncharacterized. The record is from RefSeq and is a predicted model, not a curated record. NCBI's taxonomy places the organism in Eukaryota, Ciliophora, Oligohymenophorea, Peniculida, Parameciidae. The transcript has 2 exons.
AUGAAUAAAUCAAAAUAAAAUCUUAAUUCCUUAUUUGAUCUCUCGCUCAUCGUUGAAAAAAUCAAAUUCUUGGAAGAAUAGCAAUCUACAAUAUUCAAUUUAAAACAAAAUCAUAAUUAUGAUUGGCUUAAAAGAUCGCAUACAUAAUCUAUUCCUAAAGUUGUUAAUGAUCUUGAGAUUAGAAAGAAAUUUAAGGAAAUCCAAAGGGAUUCAUUAUAAUCCUGGAAACCUAUCAUAUUCCCAACUAACUAUAAUAAAUCUUAGAUUCGUUCAAAAUAAAACAAUAUUACCCCAAGCCCUUAAGAAAUCUCAAUAAAUAAGAAAAUUCAUUCAACACCAAUUAAAGUUUAAAAUGAAGUGAAUAAAAGAGUCAAAAGCACUGACUUUAGAGUUUAGCUUAAGAAAACAGAAGCACAAGAUAUUGAAGCCUAAUUUCUCGAGACUAGAAAUAUCAUAAAACAAUUUAAUAGAAUCAAAAGAAAAUCAGUAAGAUUUAAUAUUUUAACCUGA